UCCUAAAAUCCCGUUUGGUCUCGCGAUAAUUCCCAUACCUUUAACUUGUCUACGCAUGAGAAACAAGAAAGGCAAAAGUCAGCUUGCUUUUAGUAGAACUACUUUAACCGGAGGACAUGAGUGUAAAACUCACACAGGGGGCAAUUGAAGCCCUUUUCAGUGACUCACAGGUGGUGGACAAUAAUCUUGUGCUGCAGCUGCUGAACAUCCGUGAUGUCAGUAAUGGCACAACUAUACCCAGGUACCGGCUCAAGAUGAGUGAUGGUCAGCACUUCUGGUCUUCCUUUGUGUUGGGCACACAGUUAAACAAUCUCCCACAAGAAAACCUCCUGGUACCUAACUGUGUGUGUAUGGUGAAGAAGACCACCAAAAACACAUUGUCAGAUGGAAGGCAUGUGAUGAUUGUGUUGGACAUGGAGAUAUUGCGAUCUGCAGAGGAAACUGGAGGGGUUAUUGGAAAUCCCACUCCAUAUAAUCCAGCUGGUAAGACGCCAUCUCCACAGAAGUCUUUCUCAAAUACCUUUGUCCCAUCAUCCCUUCCAUCUGCUGCAGUACCUGGACCCUCCUACAAGAGCAACAGCACCUUUUCUUCUCACCGAGGCCAAGGAAGUGGUUUUGUGGGAAAGUCACCCCUGAAAGCUUCACCCAUAAAGGGCUCACCAAUGAAGGCCUCACCCAUGUGGGCCUCACCCAUGAAUGCUUCACCCAUGAAGGCCUCGCCCAUGAAUACUUCACCCAUGAAGGCCUCACCUAUGAAGGCCUCACCAAUGAAAGGUUCACCCAUGAAAGGUUCACCCAUGAAGUUUUCACCAAUGAAGGGUGCCAGCUCUUCUCCAAGUUCUUCAACAAAAGUGAUUCCUAUUGCAAGCCUCAACCCCUACCAAAGCAAGUGGACUAUCAGAGCCAGAGUCACCAACAAAUCCAGUAUCCGCACCUGGAGCAACUCUAGAGGAGAGGGCAGGCUCUUCUCCUUUGAGAUACUGGAUGAGAGUGGAGAAAUCAGGAUCACAGCCUUCAACAACGAAGUGGACAAGUUUUUCUCUCUAGUGGAGCAAGGCAAGGUGUACUAUAUCACCAAGGCUACGCUGAAGGUGGCCAACAAACAGUACACCACACUGAAGAACGACUACGAGAUGACACUCCACGCUCAUUCAUCCAUUGUGCCAUGUGAUGACAGUCAGGACAUUCCCGCUAUGCACUGUGACUUUGUGCCCAUUGCGGAGCUGGAGAACAGAGACAAGGACGCCAUCAUUGAUGUGAUUGGAGUGUGCAAGAGUGCGGAUGAUGUAUCCCGUAUCACCACUAAGACCAGCAAAGAAGUCUCCAAGAGGGCCCUCAACCUAAUAGACACAACUGGCAAAGUGGUGACAGUCACACUGUGGGGAGAGGAGGCCGAGAAGUUUGACGCCUCUGGAGAGCCUGUGGUCGCCGUCAAAGGCGCUCGCUUGUCUGAUUUUGGGGGCGUUUCUCUCUCUGCUUUGUUCAGUUCAACAGUCAUGGUCAACCCAGACAUACCGGAGGCCUUUAGUCUGCGGGCAUGGUACGACCAGGGAGGCUAUGCGAUCGACAGCCAGUCCCUGACAGAGACAAGGUCAGCGGGCAGCGGAGCAAAGGUGAACUGGAAAACACUGAGCGAAGUUAAGAAGGAACACUUGGGACACGGAGAGAAGGCGGACUAUUUCAGCUGCGUGGCGACGGUGGUGUUCAUUCGUAAGGAGAAUUGUCUGUACCAGGCCUGUCCGUCCGCAGACUGCAACAAGAAGGUCAUCGACCAACAGAACGGACUGUACCGCUGCGAAAAGUGUAACAAAGAGUUCCCCAACUUCAAAUACAGAUUCAUGCUCAGUGCCAAUUUAGCAGACUACGGGGAUAACCAGUGGGUGACAUGCUUCCAGGAGACAGCUGAAGUCCUGUUGGGUCACAGCGCAGAAACACUGGGACAGCUCAGAGAAACAGACGAGGCUGCGUUCGAUGAAGUCUUUCAGAAAACCAACUUCACAACUCACAUCUUUCGAAACCGAGUCAAGCUGGAGACGUACAACGAUGAGAGUCGAGUGAAGGUAACAGUAAUGGAGGUCCUGCCAAUAGACCACAGGGAAUACAGCAGGAGGCUUCUCAGUAACAUCCGCAAAUUGGCCGUCUGAACUCCGUCCCAGUCAUCCGAACGGCUGCCGGGUGAUUAAACACGUCUUCCACUGGUCUCUGACUGGUCUCCGACUGGUGUCGGCCUGCGAGAUAACAGCAUAUCUGACUGAGGCAGCAGAGGGCCGGCCGGUGAUUCAUCUGGCUAAAUGGCAACCAAACAACAGACUGAUAUUUAGUUGAUCACUUCCUUCAACAGGGCCAUUUGUGAAACACUGGAAAUAUGAUGGAAAUUGCUUUUACAUUUUAAUUUAACAACAUUUUAACAAAGAGUUUUGACUAUUUUAUUACACAUAACUGUGUUUGAGGUGUUUUUUAUUGUGUAUCAUGUAUCAUACAUGCUUAGAUCACAGCACCCUCUCUCUUUCUUUUAUAUACAAAUGAGUCAUCUCUUUGGUUUUCAAAUGUGUGAUGCUCAGUGUUAGUUGAGUAAGAUGUAGAUGAGUCAGAUUUUAAUGUUCAUUGUUUGGUUUUAAAGAUGAAAGCAUGGCCAAAGUGUGUGGGUGUUUCACGUGUUGGCAUUUGUUUUAACUGUUUUACUCACAGUGUCUGCUACUUGUUAAAAUGAUUCUUUGAGUUUAAAAAAAAAAGCGAUGUUUGGUUUGCUUCAACACUUCUUGCAAAUGUCAAAAAAAGAAGCGAGUGAUUAAAAAAUGUCAUAAUAAAA
Molecule: messenger RNA, 2809 nt
Organism: Sebastes umbrosus (honeycomb rockfish)
Lineage: Eukaryota; Metazoa; Chordata; Actinopteri; Perciformes; Sebastidae
Product: replication protein A 70 kDa DNA-binding subunit-like
Exons: 17
Coding region: 117-2144 (675 amino acids)
Biological process (GO): DNA repair; DNA recombination; DNA replication
Cellular component (GO): nucleus
Molecular function (GO): DNA binding
Source: RefSeq, a predicted model, not a curated record